UUUUUUUAGCUGAAAAAUCUCUCACUCACAUUGUUAAUUCGAAGAUCCAAGCUCUCUCUUCCCAUCUGCAAUGGCUCCCGCCGCUCCCAAGUCCGGCGAUGCGAUUUUCGCCAGCGUCGAUCGCGUGAAUGCAGAGCUGUUUACUUUGACGUACGGCGCUAUCGUGCGCCAGCUGCUCACCGAUCUCGAGGAGGUGGAGGAGGUCAACAAACAGCUCGAUCAAAUGGGUUAUAACAUGGGUGUUCGUCUUGUUGAUGAAUUUCUGGCAAAAUCGAAUGUGACGAGAUGUGUCGAUUUCAGAGAAACAACUGAAGUCAUUGCUAAGGUUGGAUUCAAAAUGUUUCUAGGGGUAACUGCAUCUGUCACCAACUGGGACAGUGAAGGGACAACCUGCAGUCUGAUUUUGGAGGAUAAUCCUUUGGUCGACUUUGUUGAGCUUCCCGAUAAUUGUCAAGGUCUUCACUAUUGCAACAUUUUAAGUGGAGUUGUUAGAGGAGCUCUUGAGAUGGUGUCGAUGAAAACUGAGGUGGCAUGGCUGCGUGACAUGCUUAGAGGGGACGAUGUAUUUGAGUUGCAAGUGAAACUUCUGAAGCAAGUACCUGAGGAGUACCCCUAUAAAGAUGAUGAGUAGCGUGCUUUCUUUGCUUUUAAGUCCAUAAAAUCUAUUGUCGUUGUGAUUUCUCUCUCCUCUGGUUUAGUUACCUCUAGCCAGUAAUUUGAUGUGGAACAUUUUUCGAGAAAAAUUACUACUGCGUAGCUUGUUGCAGACUUGUAAAAAUUGAACCUUCCGGCCUAGGUCCUCUUAUAAUUUUCUUCUCAUUAAUUUGCGCAGUUUUUAUAAUAAGUAAGAUUUUCUCAGUUUUUA
Molecule: messenger RNA, 865 nt
Organism: Erythranthe guttata (spotted monkey flower)
Lineage: Eukaryota; Viridiplantae; Streptophyta; Magnoliopsida; Lamiales; Phrymaceae
Biological process (GO): Golgi vesicle transport
Cellular component (GO): TRAPP complex
Source: RefSeq, a predicted model, not a curated record